Postia placenta MAD-698-R-SB12 is the source of this 1704-nucleotide messenger RNA. RefSeq lists its product as hypothetical. Gene Ontology annotation, molecular function: tripeptidyl-peptidase activity; serine-type endopeptidase activity. The record is from RefSeq and is a predicted model, not a curated record. The transcript has 8 exons. Gene Ontology annotation, biological process: proteolysis. The coding region runs from base 1 to 1704 and encodes 567 amino acids. Lineage: Eukaryota; Fungi; Basidiomycota; Agaricomycetes; Polyporales; Adustoporiaceae.
AUGCUCCGCCCCUUUUGCCUCCUCGCCGCCUCGCUUGUGAGCACUGCUUGGAGUAACCCGGUCUUACACGGUCUCCAGGUCCUUGAGCAUCGAGAUGCACCACCUAGAGGAUUUGUUCAUGGCGGCCCUGCAUCGCCAGAUACAAUGCUCAGCCUACGUCUUGCCUUGAAGCAGAACAACAUGGACGGCUUGAUUGAGGCGUUGUACGACGUCAGUACUCCGUCAAGUGCAAAGUACGGCCAGCAUCUAUCCAAGUAUGAGGUUGAGGAAUACGUCUCUCCGACAUCGAUGACGAUUGCCGCGGUUAAUGCAUGGCUGAGCGAAAACAACGUAACUGCCACCACGAUUUCCCCUGCCGGCGAUUGGUUGGCGAUUACCCUUCCUGUCAGCCAGGCCAACAGUAUGCUUGACGCAGAUUUCUCGGUGUUUACGCAUCAGGAAAGUGGUCACCAGAGUGUCCGAACUCUAUCAUAUUCGAUCCCGUCCGACCUCGUGAGUCACCUGGAUCUCAUCCAUCCUACCGUUACCUUUACCCCACCUUCGGCGGCGCUUCCUCUACAGGUGACCAAGUACACUGGCACUACAAAGAAAGCGACAUCCGCUAAUGAUCCUGUGGGCAACUGCCCUGAUGACUAUGUCGAUGCUGACUGCAUUGAGACUCUCUACAACAUGCCUGACACCGUCCCCGCCUUGUCCAACAAUUAUAUCGCUGUCACUGGGUAUAAUAACUACUACGCAAAUGAAGCUGACCUAGACUACUUCCUGCAGUGGCUCCGCUACGGAUAUCCGGACGAUCUGAUGUUCACUGUUGAGACUCUUGACGGAGGUCAGAACGACCAAACUGAAGACGAUUCUGGGACCGAGGCUAACCUCGACACGCAAUACACAACCGGUCUUGCGACCUACGUACCGGUCACCUUCUUGUCGGUGGGCCAGAACAAUACAGAUGGCGUGUUUGGCUUCCUAGACGUUGCCAACUACUUCCUGGAUAUGGAGACACCACCAUCCGUUAUCACUACGAGCUACGGUUCCAACGAGGAAUAUCUCUCAACGAAUGUUGCGUAUGCACUCUGCAAUGCGUAUGCACAGCUAGGUGCACGGGGAGUCUCAGUCCUUUACUCUUCAGGAGAUGGCGGCGUCUCUGGUACACAGAAUCAAAGCUGCACCACAUUUGUUCCCUCCUUCCCAUCUGGGUGCCCUUAUGUCACCUCCGUUGGGGCUACGACGGACUUGCAACCUGAAGUGGCAGCCAGCUUUUCAUCUGGUGGCUUCUCCAACUACUGGGCGACACCGUCAUUUCAGCAGUCUGCUGUGUCAAACUAUCUCUCGUACCUUGGCUCCACUAAUGCAGGGUUGUACAAUGCGUCCGGGCGCGGCUUCCCUGAUGUGUCGGCCCAGGGCGUUGACAUUAUGAUCGCACAGUACCAAGAGUUCUACUUGGUCGAUGGGACAAGCUGUUCCAGCCCUAUAUUCGCCAGCGUCGUCGGUAUGCUCAACAAUCAGUUGAUUUCUGCAGGCAAAUCAACACUCGGAUGGCUGAAUCCGUUCCUGUACUCGACUGGAGCAUCUGCUCUGACCGACAUUACGUCUGGAAACAACCCGGGCUGCGGAACAAACAGCUUUUCUGCUACGACAGGUUGGGAUCCCGUUACUGGGCUUGGGACGCCAAACUAUACACUUUUAUACUCUGCUGUUGGGCUUUAG